AUGAGUUUCUCCGAUAAAGUAGUGCUUAUCACCGGCGCCAGUUCUGGAAUUGGUGCCGUAACAGCAAUAGAAUUUGCAAAAGAGAAAGCCGACGUGGCUAUUGUUGGUAGAAACGAAGCAAAAUUGAAUGCAGUAGUUGAAAAAUGCAAACAAUACGGCAAAGCACCACUUGUAAUAAAAGCAGACGUAUCUAACGAUGAAGAUGCAAAUAGAAUCAUCAAUGAAACAGUUAACAAAUAUGGUAAACUCGAUGUGCUAGUCAACAAUGCUGGAUUUACCAAAUUUGGAUCGAUUUUAGAUGGGACAGUGGUUGAAGCAUAUGAUACAAUCAUGGAUACAAACGUGCGUGCAGUUAUUAAACUUACAACUCUAGCAGCACCACAUCUUAUAAAAACUAAAGGGAAUAUUGUUAACAUAUCAAGCGUUGCCGGUUUUUCUAUAAAGGUCAUAAAACAGAAUGCAUAUUCGCUGUCCAAGGCUGCUGUAAAUCAUUUCACUAAAGGAGCUGCAUUAGAGUUAGCUCCAUCUGGAGUAAGAGUGAAUGCUGUUAGUCCAGGACCAGUGAGGACCGACUUCUUAGAGAAUGCUGGAAGCGACAUUACGUGGGACAGUUUUAAAAAUUCUGUCGCUCUUAAUAGAAUAUCAGAUCCGGAAGAGGUGGCUAAUGUGAUUCUUUACUUAUCUAGUGAUAAGGCGAAAGGAGUGACGGGUUCCAAUUACCUUGUUGAUAACGGAAGACUCUUAUUAUAAGUUUUUUCUAUAUUUGGAAUGGAAAAUCACCUGACUGUAAGCAAUAUUUUAUUUUGACUUUAAGACAUUAAUUAUAACAAUUUUUAUC
Messenger RNA from Achroia grisella, 838 nucleotides. RefSeq names its product 3-oxoacyl-[acyl-carrier-protein] reductase FabG-like. Bases 1 to 750 code for a protein of 249 amino acids. NCBI's taxonomy places the organism in Eukaryota, Metazoa, Arthropoda, Insecta, Lepidoptera, Pyralidae. The record is from RefSeq and is a predicted model, not a curated record. The transcript has a single exon.